UUAAUUAAAAAUAUUUUUAUUUAUGAAAAAAGCAUUGGUGUUAUAACUCCAUUUGAUGAGAAAGAAGUGAUUCUUCAUGUUGGUCAUAUUAGCAAUGUGCCUUGUAUAUUUUUGGCUCGUCAUGGAUCUGAACACAAUAUAUCACCAUCGCGCAUUAAUUUUAGAGCAAAUUUAUGGGCGAUGAUGGUAUCAGGUGUGAAGGUGAUCUUAGCUACUGCAGCCUCAGGUAGCUUGAAAGAACAAAUCAAACCUGGUUCACUUGUUUUUCUUGAUUCAUUCAUUGAUAAAACCAUAAAUCGAGAAAAAACCUUUCAUGAUGGUAUUGUUGGUCAUCCGAAAGGUGUUUCACAUAUUCCAUCUCAUCCAAGUUUCAAUGCAAAACUACGAAAGGUAUUAAUCACUACUGCCGAAGAACUCAAACUGGAUUUUUGUGCAAGUGGAACUGGUAUCUGCAUUGAAGGUCCCAGAUAUUCGUCAAAAGCUGAAAGUUUACUUUUUCGACAAUGGAAUGCUGAUAUAGUAAAUAUGACGUUAUGCCCUGAGGUCUAUUUAGCGAAAGAACUUGGGAUUCCUUACGCAACAACGGCUUUAGUUACCGAUUACGAUUGCUGGAAAGAAGAUUUCGGAGUCACUGUAGAUGUUGUUUCAAAAAUGCUGGAGGAAAAUGUCAGUAAAACUGAGAAACUGUUUGCUGCAGCAAUAAAAAAAAUCGGCGAAAUCGAUUGGUCUGAAGAAAUUCGUGCAGCAAAGGUUUUUUUUAUUCUGCAUAACUUAUAA
This is a messenger RNA of Dracunculus medinensis (Guinea worm), 777 nucleotides long. NCBI's taxonomy places the organism in Eukaryota, Metazoa, Nematoda, Chromadorea, Rhabditida, Dracunculidae. The record is from the annotation of a GenBank genome assembly.